This is a messenger RNA of Pelodiscus sinensis (Chinese soft-shelled turtle), 1977 nucleotides long. NCBI's taxonomy places the organism in Eukaryota, Metazoa, Chordata, Testudines, Trionychidae. The record is from RefSeq and is a predicted model, not a curated record.
AUGAGUUGCCAGGCAUUUACUUCAGCUGACGCCUUCAUCCCCUUGAAUUCUGAUUCUUCUCCUGCUCUGCCUUUGAUAAUGCAUCAUAGCGCUGCAGAAUGCUUGCCCGUCUCCAACCAUUCUACCAAUGUCGUGUCUACAGUCCCGUCUGUUUUGUCUUUGGUCCAUACUCCUAAAUGUUCCCACGUGCACUUCUCCAUGGCGACUUUGGGAAACACAUCUACAGGUCUUCAUUAUUCAGUACCUUCCUGUCAUUAUGGAAACCAACCGUCUACCUAUGGGGUGAUGGCAGGCAUCAAGCCUGCAACUCCAGAAAUGCUAUCAGCAAGUCUCUCUCAGAGUCGCAUUUUACAGACCUGCAGCAUGUCCCAUCCCAAUGUGGUGAAUGGUGUUAGCACUCUGCAAGGUGGCCUGACCCCUUGCCUUUAUAAAUUCCCUGAACAUGCUUUGAGUGCCAGUUCCUGUGCUCUGGGGCAUGGCUUCACACCUAUGCACCAGUCCAUCCUUGGAGAUGAUCCUGUAACCGCUGACUUCAAGCAGGAAUUCCGCAGAAAAACCAAGUCUGUUGAAGAGCCCAUAGACAUGGAUUCCCCUGAAAUCAGGGAACUUGAAAAGUUUGCCAAUGAGUUCAAACUAAGGAGAAUUAAGCUAGGCUAUACACAAACAAAUGUUGGAGAAGCCCUUGCUGCUGUGCACGGUUCUGAGUUCAGUCAAACAACAAUUUGCCGAUUUGAAAAUUUACAGCUGAGCUUCAAAAAUGCCUGCAAACUGAAAUUGAUAUUAUCCAAAUGGCUGGAAGAAGCAGAACAAAUAGGAGCUUUAUACAACGAAAAAGUUGGAGUGAAUGAACGGAAAAGAAAGCGCAGAACCACCAUAAGCAUUGCCGCUAAAGAAGCUCUAGAGAGAAACUUUGGGGAACAAAGUAAGCCUUCUUCUCAAGAGAUUAUGAGGCUGGCUGAGGGGCUCAACCUUGAGAAGGAAGUUGUGAGAGUUUGGUUUUGCAACCGAAGACAGAGGGAAAAAAGAGUGAAGACAAGUUUACACCAGAACACCUUUAGUUCUGUCAUGAAGGAGCAUCACGAGUGCCGGUAAAAUUUCCUGUCUUAGCUGAGGAUUUCUGGGCCUUUAAGAUUUUUUUUUUUAUAAAGUAUUUUGUCAAUCUGAAAAGCAGUGCGCCAGAAACAUUUGUUUCCUUUACAGAUUAGCCAAUUUUAACUGUAAUGCAUCUUGGAUGGACUCAAUUUUAACAUAGUUACUAUAUGUGUUUAUGCAGGGGAGACUGUUUAGCUGUAAGCUAGUCAAUUUGCAUUAGCGGAUUAUUAAUGUGUUACAAAUUGCACAAAUCCUACAUUUCAUACACCAUGUCUUUCUUGCAUUCACAAUAUACCCACUAUUUAAUAUGGACUUUACCAAAAAGAUCUGGAAUGGAAUGCUAUGUGUUAAAUUAAGUAGAGGUUACUUACUAGUACUACAGCUUAAGAAAGAAUGUUGAUACAUAGCCACGCUUGUGUGAUGCACCCCUCAGCAAGGAGCUUCACAAACCUUCUAGAAAAGCUACAGCCCCUCACAAGUGUCCCUUUGCAGGACCAAAUAUUUAGAGCUAAGGGAUGAGGCAGUGAAAUCAGCUGCUGGUCCUCCUGCUAAACUUCAGCUUGACUGAACUUUGAGGAAGGUGACCAGGUAAUUGAGACUGCUAUCUGUCUUAAAAAAAACCUGCUUAGUGGCAGUCUUUCUUCUUUAGCAAUCUUUACAUCCAUGGUGUCUAACAUGCUAGCCAUUAGCCACAUGUGAUUAUUUGGCCGGUUGAGUGUAGCUGGUUUCCUAUAGCAGUAGCCACUGCUUCAGAACUGGUUGGACACCAUGGCAUAACACCUUCCCCCAUGGGAGUCUAUCUGGUCAUACAACCACACGAUUUUCAGAGGGGUAGCCAUGUUAGUUUAUGAUUGAAAAAACAACAAAUACAGGCAGUCCCCGAGU